GAAACAUAGGCUUUGCAAUGGCACGUCCUUCCCAGUGAGGUGUCGAAGGUCACGGGCGGCAGCAGAUGCAAGGCAUGGACCUACAUGGGCGCCGCGUGCUGGCGGCUGGCCAUUUUCAUUCUUUAUAUCCUUUGCGCUGAGGGUGCCUUUGUUGGCACAGUCCGCUUGGACCUGGAAAUUGCACCGCAGUGCGCUCCUGGAACCACGGUCGUCUUGAAGCAUCCUGGCUGCCGGAUUUCGCCCUGGUUUCCAGCAGUGCUCCUGCAGAGCGAUGUGGAAGAUGGCAAUGCUACGGUGCUCUAUGGUUGGAGCCAGGAUGCACAGGAGGGAUGGACCCGUGCCACGUCAGUUCCUGCUGCUGGUUUGAGCUUCCACUCAUGUUUGCGAGAGGACUGGGAUCCCGCUGGUGAGAGGGGCCGUGGUUAUGACUACUUGCCAUCUUGCCAAGGCACUGGCUGCGUCAGGGGCUGCCGUGUCUCAGAGCCUGGCGCCUGCAAUAAGAGCCGUUUGGAGGUCGGCGAGGUUUGCCCCAUUCAGUGCGAGAGGAAUGGCUGGACACUCAGUUCGACAUUUGCCAAAUCACAAUUGGGUUAUGGUUAUUAUAGUCUAGAGUCUAUAUAGUGAACUUAGAUUAAUAUAUAUAGAUGAAUUCAGCAUUGAGAUGCAUUGAGUCAGUGAAGAUAUGUGAAGAUUAUAUAAGUAUGUCAAGUGAGUUCAAGUGGCCAACCAGCGACAGGGUUUGCUUGCAUUGGCCUGUUGUUGUUCAUUCCGGUCUCAAGACCACAGUAUCGCCUCCGUCUUGUCACACUGUGGGAAUAGAGCCCAACAAGGUGUAAGGUAUACAAAUGUCAUCAAGGGUUGAG
Durusdinium trenchii is the source of this 863-nucleotide messenger RNA. The record is from the annotation of a GenBank genome assembly. NCBI's taxonomy places the organism in Eukaryota, Dinophyceae, Suessiales, Symbiodiniaceae.